UGUGCUGUGCCUAAAUACAGCAAAAAGUUACCCCAGUGGCUGUAUUUCAUCCCUUGUUUCAAACUUUGGAAUUCUCUGGAACACAUUGUCUUGACAUCAGCAUGUGUCUUUGGAGCAGGGUAAGUAUCCUGAUAUUCUGUUAGGGAAUAUUUAAUCAGUUAAAUGCCCUUCCCAAGCUCUCUCUAACGAUGGAGUCAUUGGAUAUUUUGCCAGUGUGCUGUGCUAUCACUGAACUCCUCUGAAAACACUUCCCUUUGGAAUUAAGUAGAGCUGUGAUAUGUUAUUUUAUCUUUCUUGGGAAAGAUUAGGAUGUUACUGUGAUUAAACUUAGAAAGUUUAGUAGUAUUGAAAAGUAUUUUUAUAGGCCAAAAACUGGGUUUCUUGGAUAUGACAUGUACUUCUUUGUGGUUCUAGAAUUCAUCAUUGGAAGAAAACUGGGCUGUGAAAAACAAAACAACACUGUUAUUUCUAGUGAAAUUUUUUUCCUAGAGAGAGAGAGAAAAAAAGAGACCAUUUUCAAAGUGAUUUUCAAUUCCACAUAGGAAUGGCCCUUCAUUUACUCUUUGGUUCCAGCAUUUAAUGUAAAUUCUUAGGAAAAUGAGGACUAUUUGUUGUUUCUCUCUUAACACAUGCUGUUAGAAGAAAGCUUUCCAAGAGAGUGAAGGAAGCCAGCUUAUGGGCAUCUCCUCUUCUUUGUUUUGUCUAGAUUAAAAUUCAUUGAUUUGAGAACAGAUUUUAUGCAGUUUUGUGAAUCAUUCCUGUGGUGGGGGAAAAGCAGAGCUUUACUCCAGCACUUCUAAGGGUUUUCCACAGACUCAUUGUAUAAAUUGUGCUCUGUGCCAGUAUUUCUGGGCUUUGAGGGGACUUUGGAACUCCAUUAGCAUAAUGAGUGGAAUUUUAUUUAGUUUGACUCAUUCUGGUUUAUGAAGUUUGCUACUUGUGGUUUUGUGAAAAUUCAGUAUAUCCUUGGUAUUUAUUAUGGCAAACAAAGAGAUUUAUGUGCAGUACUGAAGAAACAUGGCAGAAAUAGUCCUAAGUUAGUUUUUAACAGAGAAAAGAAAUCCCGUGUUAGAGAGAAAAAACAACAGACAAUUGCCCAGACCAAAAAUCUAUCCAUCUUUUUUCUACCAGUGGCUACUGGUGAGUGCCUGGGAAAAAAAUGAAUUAGAAUAUUAGAGUAGCACAAACAUGUAGCAUUUCUUUACCCCUGUAAUAAUUCAUUAUAAUUUCUAGUUUAGCAGAUACAUGUAUUAAAUUUAACAUCCAUUUUCUUCACAUUAAUUUCUUUCAAUCAAUUUUUAACCUGUUUAAUAUGUUUUGGAAAAUAAUUCUUAGAUUUCUUUACACAUUGUUUGGAGAAGUAACUCAUCUUUUUUUAUUUGCAUCAUUUGAUGUCUUUGUAUUCUUGUACUAGAAAAAAGUGCACUUAUUCCCUCUUCAUUAUUUAUUCCCUAAUAAUUAUCACAUGAAAAAGUGUUCAGUUCUGUGGUUUAAGUCAAGAAUAAGUGGUUAAUUGACUUAUUAAUUCUAAUUAACCAGCAAUCAACCACCUACAUGUUUAAUUCAAGAGCAGCAACACAACAGUUGACAGCAACACUGGACAUCCUCAAAGUGUUAAUAAGCACAUGGAAAUUUCUAGGCAUCCCCUGCAGCUCAUCUCAGAAGUUUUAAUCCCCUGCACAGUCUCACAGACAUUCACAGAAUUACAGGUGUUGCCACUGUAAAAGGUGCUGCCUUUUACAGUGGGUAUGCAACUCAAACACCUCUGGCACUUUCAGAGGGUUGGGUGCAGGUCUGCUGCUGCCUCACAGCUCUGCUUCGAGGUCAGGGUGCUCUGGGUGACCUUGGAAUAUUCUGUAGCACAGCUCUUCCCUUGUGUCUGCAAAAUUUCAGCAGAUAAGUUUUUCCAUUAUAGCUGAACACAUCAAACCAUUUAUUCAGAUAUUAGAUCACUUGGCAUAAUUGAUGCUGAAUAACAAAAAUGUCCUUCUCCAAGCUGCAAAAAGUGUCUAGGUUUCUUUCACUCAUUAUUUUUUGUUCCAGUUUCUUAUCUGGAUGACUAUAUGGAUAUUCUUUAGAACAAGGCCUUUCAGAAUUAUGCAGAAAGGAUAUCUAGUUUCUGUUUUCAUUGCUCUUUGUUUUUUUUUCCCCUCCUAGUUUUUUUUACCUUUAGGUAUCUUUUAAUAUACAUUUUAGCUUAUUUUCUCCCAAGAUGACACAACCUUUUAGAUCCUAUCUCUCAUAUAACAAUAAGGACCUGUAAAAAGGCCAAAAAAGGGCAACAUAGAUGAAAGGGUAAUUUUUCCUCUAAUUGUGGAAGUGACAGUCUAGUAUUGUGGCAUUCUAUGAGCAGCUGAGCACAUUCUUAGCUUGCAGAAAUGGCAAACCCAUGGUAUUGUGCUCAGUAAGGUUCUGAGCAUGUUUGGGAUCCAAAGUCACUCAACUGACUGAGCUAUAACAUUCUUAUACACUUAUUUAUGUUUUAAUGGAGACAGAAGAGGAUUGAAAGACUAUUGAAAGGAUUUGGGAGAGACAGCUUUGGCAUCAAAAAAUUGCAUUGCAGACAGCAACAGAAGUUUUAUUUUUCUAUUGCCAAAAGAAGCAGCAAGUACACUUAAUCUCUCUCUUUUUUUAAGGAUUUGUGAUAGUGCUUGUUGUUUUUUUGCUUGUCAACCUAUGUUAUAAUAAUUUAAACAAAUAUUAGUACUGUUAUCUCAAACCCCCAUGCUUAGUUAUGAAAAUAAUUCUUACCAGGGCCCUGAAAUGUCUGGUGUAAAAAUAUUUACUAUUCUUGUUUUCUUAUUUCUCUGGCAUUGAAAAAUCUUUUGGUCUGUGGUGGGUUGCAGGGCUGUCUGCUGGAGUGUCCCAGAUUCAAUGGUGUGGAUUUAGAGCCUUAUAAUUUGUCAUGACUGGCACACCUUUCAUACAAAUUUAAAUUUAAAUUUAAAGUAUUUGUGCUGUCAUAUGGAGAGUGUAAGAGAGAGAAACAAAGGUGGCUCUAAGAAAAAAUUUAUAUUAAACAAAGCCUUUAUCUGCAGAUUUUUUGUAAGGAUAUAGAUCACAGUAGUAUUGUAGAAUAAGUUUUCAACCCUCCCUGUGUACUGUUGUUAAUACAAGAGCCUGUGCUGUUUGACUGGAAAGUGAGCAAUAAAUACCAACCUAAAAGGAGCUUGUGAGCCACCCUGGCAGAGCCUGGCUUUCUUACAGGAAGUAUAAAAUACUUCACUUUCAUUCUAUCCAGCAUCUCUCCAAGGCACAAAACUACUUUCAUAAUUAGAAACACAGCAGCAGAACUGCUGCAAAAUUUAACCUCUUUUGCAAGGCACUUCAUUAUCAUCUGUGUGGAGAAAAGGAACAAAGCAAACCUGAACGUGUCCUGUAUCAAGAGUACAGAAAGAAGUCAAGCUGUGCUUUAAAGCCAGCCUUGCAGUGGCUGAGGGAGAACUUCCACAAGUGCUGGCAGGAUGUGGAGAACAAUUCCGUGGGGAAACUGGUGGCACUUGCAUUACUGAGUUGGGUGUGCCUUGAAAAAUAUAUGAAAUGAGAAUGGGUUUAAAGAUUUGUGAUGGUUGUGUAAAAAUUGUCACUUUUGCAUCAGAGUAUUUUGAAGUGGGGGCUCUUCCCUGAGACCCAGUCUUGCAUUGUGUGCAGGUUUUAGCAGUGACUCUUGGACCAGCUCUGAGGAAUGUACAAAGUCAGAGAAUCUCAAAAAACCUUCCUGCCUGCUUUGGUGCUUUGGCAAAAAUUUGCCUUUACCAAUAUUUUUAUCAGUGCACUGAAUAAAACCCAGCAUGAUUACAGCAGGAUUUUAAUGAAAAGUACAGGAUUUGGGAGAGACAAUGCAGCAUCUAAGCUGUGCACAAUAAAAGCAGAAGGAGUGACUGUCCUCAUUCACUUGCAAAUAUGUGGAAGCUCCAUGACAAACUCCAGACACUACAAUUUUUUUUCUAUAAGGAUUUGGAAAAUAUGCACAAUCUGCAUCCAAGUGUGGGCCAAUAUUCCCAAGUAAUUUUUUUUCUCUGUGUCUGUUAGCAUUAAGAAUUCAUUUUAUACAGCAUAAUAUCUUCCAGAGACACAGUAAAUUUUUCAGAUAACACCAACAUAUUCUGCAGUUGCUCAUUAUAUUUCUCCUGUUUUGCUCAAGUACCCAGGAGUUAUUUUGGUAUGCUAUUUCUGUGUGACUGAAUAUUACAGGCUACUUAUGUUAGUGUGUAAAAUACUUCAUAAGAGAUUGUACUUGAUGUAAACAGUCUCUAACUUGUUUUAUGGUUUUCACAAAACACCUUAAAAAUUCUUUCUAGUUCUAUAGAAGUUUUUUUCCCCCUUUUUGCUUGGAAAUUUAUAUUUUCUGUUUGUUGUCCAAAGAAAGAAAACUUUUAUGAGAACGUAACUGUUUUGUGUAUGAAAGUUGUAGUACAUCUGGGCUAUUUCAGGUGUUGAUUUAUCUUGGGGAAUAAACAAAAAAUAUCUUUUGAGUUGCUGGGAGGAUAAAACUUUAAAUAACUCUGUUUAAAUUUCUAGUGCAAAACUGAAAGUACAAAUACUUCUUCAGAAUGUUGUUUUAAAUUACAAUUUCAUACAUUGGCAAGUAGUUAUUUUUAUUCACAGAAGAAUGCAGAAAUACAUCUUUCUCCAGGUGCACCUACAGCAGCAAGCUGGCAAACCACAGAAUAAUAACACCAAAGCCAAUUGAAAUAAUCUUUAGGAGGAUGCCCUCAAAAAUUACUGGCUACUCUGUGUAACCAAUGCCAGUGUGCAGUCUCAGGAUGACACCUAAAGCCUUGGUUAAUGAAUGUAAUCUGAUUAAUCCUCUUAAUGCAAAGUAUGUGCACUGCCAGCCUGUGACACAAGUGCACAGGUCUGUGGAGACUUGUAGGUUGUUGUGCUCGGCUUUUAGUAAAUAAAAUAUGUUGGGUAGCAAAGUGUGGGCUGAAAAAAACUUAAUGGAAAAUGAAUCUGUUCAGUCAGUCUCUACCAGCAUCAUUUUCAGCUGUGUAUUCACUAUUUUAUCCCAGAGUGAUGCCAUCCCUGGAGGGCACUGUUGUGUUAAUUAGUCACCACAUGUCCAGGGUAAUCAGUGUAUCACUACAGGACAGCUGCUACCUCAAUAUGUUUUCUUCCAUCAUAUUUACAAGAAGGUAUAACUAUCUUUAAAGUUCAGUUUUUGACAUUUAACAGUGGAAACUCCUCUCUGACAUAAAACUGGUUUCCAGUGGUUUCACUGCACAGUGUGCCUGAAAUUACAAGUGCAGCAUUGCCUUCAUUUUCCAGGACACUCACACAACAGCUGCAUUAAGGGAAUUUAAUAAGUAUCAUGAUAAGUGCUCUUAACAUAAAAUUGUGUAAUUGGAAAACUAGUAACCUAGUAAAAACCUAGGUGUUAGGUUUAGACAAGUUAUGGUGGCAGGCUCAGCUUUUUGCAGGAAACUCUUCUAAGUGUAUUUUAGCUGAGCUUUUCUGUUUGUCUCUGUGACAAGCUUAGUUUGGCUGCCUUAUUGCUUGUAAGUGGAAGGAUAAGCUGCUAAAUCUCUCAUUUGAGUACUCAUGUCUGAAUUUUGUCAGUCUUUAAACUGGACAGAUUUCUUCAAUAAUCAUUAAAGUAAGGGAUAUUUCUCUAAGGCUUAGAGCAGCUAAGCUAAUAACUCCUCUAUAUUAAUAGCUACAAAAUGAAAGCCAGUUCAAAUACCUGAUGACAAGUGGCUAACACUGUGUGGACUUUAAGGUGUUAAGCUGUCUCUGGAACUGCUUAGUAAGAAACAACACAGUAUGAAUGCUAGUUUUUCCAGCAGUUUUGUCCAGCAGUAUUUCCAGUCACUUCACAUCAGAUGCCUUGACACCCUGAUCAGUAUCAAGAAAAUGUUACAUGUCCACCCAUCCAUGUACCUCCAACCCACAAAUGGUAAACUGAGUUGCUUGUUUUGUGCUUUUUUUUUCACUCAUCUGUACCUAAGAUCAGGGUUGGUACUGUUACUUUCAUUGCUGUUUUAGUAAAUUGUUGACCCAGAGCAUUUUCCCAGCAUGGACAGUUCAGGAGUGACAUGGAUGUGCACCAGGUUUCUGGAAAGCAGAAUUACAGCUAGCAUAGGAUAAGAUUCCUCUACCUAUUCUUCUUCAAUCCUGCAUCAAAGCAAGAAGAUAGUCUGUAGAAUGUGUUUUGUAUUUGUCUUCACUAGUGCUCCAGAAAGUUCAGGCCCAUGUGAAGUGUUAUGCCCACUGCCCAACCUCCUUGGACCUAACACCCACCUACUCAGAGUCUUCUGCUUCAGAGGGAAAAUCCUCUUUGGUAUUUAUACCAUUCAUUAAUCCUGUAGACAUGUAAAAAGGUCAUGAGAAUGCUUUUGGCCAUGUCAAGCUAAUGAGCUGGGCAGGUAAUGGAGAAAUCUGUUCCUUAAAUGAUUAAAACUACUAAUUGCUACUUUUGCUAUUGCUGGUUUAUGGCUGCUUGGCAGAACACCACACAGCAACAGACAUGUAGCUACCUACCUCAUUCUCAGCUCUCUUUAAUAACAUUCUCUGUGGAUUUUUAACAGUUUCCAAGGCAACUGGAAACAGAAACAUCUCUGUAAACCAGAGCUUCCUAGAACUCUCCACUUCAAGUGGUACACAGAGUAAUUACAGCUUUCUCUUAAUCACUGAGUUUUCACCAGAUUUUUAAAAGAUCUACAACUAAAAUUGUCCUAUCAGUGGCUUUGAUAUUUUCCUCUCUAAAAAUAUAAAAUGGUCAUGGCAAACAUUAUUUUGACUUCUUGAGGAGAUGUGGAAAGAUACCAUAAGCCUUCCCUUCUGAAACGCUAAUUAUGAGCAGCCCAUCUGCCAGAGCUGUUUCCAUAAACUAAGCAGGAGGGGUCCACAAUGAAACAAUUACAGAAAUACAGAGAAACUUAAUUAGCAGCUGUUGUUUGAGCAAGGUCUACUAUGAGAUGUGUUUCAAUCUUCAGUGAGACUUUUAGCCAGAGCAGGGCACCAGGUGAGACAACAGUACAGAACAGAGUGUAGUUUUUUCCUCUCUCUCCUGUAGACAUAGGACCACAUUUUUAUAGAGCAUUCUGAAAAUAGAUGUCUUUAUUUUCUAUUAAUCUGCCCAAAGAAAAGCCAGCUGCAGCCAUUUUAGCAGAAGACAACUAUACCCACUGAGUUAUAAUCCACUAAGGCGAUACUUUUACCCAAACCUAUGCAAGUCAUUUGUCCACAUAAGCUUGGAAACAGCAAAUUUAUGUUUAAGAAUGUCUAGUUAUGAAGGUCUGGAUUUACAGGAAAACCAGAAUAAAUGCAUGAAAAUAAAUCAGCAAAGAUAGCUCCACAAAAAUCUAUGCAUUGUGUUAAAUCUGCAAGGUUAUAUUUUCUAGAUUGCUGUUCUGCUGUACUGAUUUAUUAUACUAUAGGUACAAAAUGUUUAAGGGUGUUUCAUAGUAACAACCAUGGUUUUGUCCUUGAAGAAACUGGAACCUCAAGUCUAAAUGAAACCACUUUGAAAUAUUUCACUUGUAUGCUCUCUACUACUUUUGACUUUCUGUGUAUGACCUUGGCCCAGACAGCUUCUCUCUGUCUCAGCUUUAGAGGUAUUGAAGGUAUUCUUCCAGCAUUAUCUUUCUAUGAAAAAGGAAUUUAGAGUGAAAAAAGAAAAUAAACCCCCUAAAGCAUGAUGAAAGAGAAUAAUGAAGAGAUUAUAGGUGUAUAUAUAAUAUAUGCAUAUAACAUAUACAUAUAUAUAUGUACUUUAAUUAGUAGCCUAGAUUCUUAGAUUAUUAAAUUCUUCAGGUAUAAGUUUGAAUAGUCAGAUGAUUAAUCCUUUAAAAUAAAAGCAUAUCUGUAGUAUGACAUUCUCAGAUCAUUCCCUACCAUUGGUAAAAUCUCCAAAACAUGCCUGUAAAUGGGCAAGCAGAAGUACCAGUAACAGAACAGUGCUAUCAGAGUUACGAUGCAAAAUUUGCCAUUUUAGGAGUCAAACAGAUGAGGUGACAGCCAGAGACACCUGUGAAAAGCUGCAGUAAAUGGAAAUGGGGUCAGUCUGGGAAGCUGUUCAGUUAACCAGGUGGCAUCCUUGGAGUAAAAGGAAUGUCUCUCUCCUCCACCAUUUUUAUUUUGGAUGAGGACCAUGGCUCAGCUGCUGAAAUAAAUCUAGUGUGAUUUGAGGUGCUGUAGGCUGUGAGCUGGGCUCCAGAAUGAUGCAGGUCUCCAUAAGUCCCCUGUAAGGAUGUCUCAGAUUCCUGGGAUAUGUGAGGGGCUUAACCAAAGGUCUCUGUGUUCAAGCUUAGAGAACAUUCACUGGUGGUUUUCUCCUCACCAGCAAGAUACCUUCUAAUGACCAAGAGAGCAGCUGGGGAGACAACAGGCAGAAAUCCAAAGAAGUAAGAGAGAAUAGGGAAAACAUUAACUACAGGUGGGAGACAACAUUAGGAGCCAGCUGUAGGAAGGAAUUCACUGUAAGACUCUUUGCUCUGCCACGCUUCCCCAAGGGUUGCAGAUACUGCCCACCAGUUUCCACUGUGACACUGGCUGCAGUGCAACAGAAAUGUUCUCCUCUGGGCAGCGAUGUGCCUUCACUUGAGUUGACCUUGGAAGCCCUUGGUUUAGGCUCUUAUAUUUCUGCAGUGGGAAGGAGAAUGCUUCUUAUUUAAAUAUUGUAUUUUAUGCUGUUACAAGUACAUACUGGCAUAAUAAUGACAGGAGUAAGAAGGAUAUAAUUGAUUCAUUUUCUACAUAUUUUACAAAAAUAGCAUUCAUGCUUUUAAAUAUUUAUUUUAUAAUGCCCUUGGCCAUUUUAUUUUUACUAUAUUGAUGUUUUAUCUUGGGAUGAAAAUAACUUAAAUUCAAAUUAUAAUGUCUGUAUUGAAUCACAUGAAUCAAAGCUUUGUAUCUGGCAUUUCUUCAUUAAUUUUCUUGAGAAAUAGAUUUGAAAAUUUUUUUCAGUGUUGGAAUUUUUACUGUUUGUGUCAAUUAUGCUCAUUUCAAACAUUUAAAAGAAGUUAUUUCCAUUGCUUUUUCUUUAAGGAGGCACAUGUUGGCAAAGCAUAAGUCAGCUGCACUCCUAAUGUUCCCUGGAGGUCACUUUUUAAAAAACAUAAUAAAAUUAGCAAACUUUGAUUGAGGUCUCCUGUUCUGUCUCCUUAGAACACUCCCUUUUGAGUUUUCUUGUUCUUAGUCAAAUUCUGAUGUGUGAUGAACUGGUGUGGGGUGAGGAUCAUGAUCAUUGUACACCUUGAGUUUCAAAAUUAUGUUUUGGCAAUUUUGUCCAAGGAACACAACUUGUCUGGAAAUGAGGAAAUAGAUGAUGAUGAGGAAGAAGAAGAAAUAGAAGAAGUAGAAGAAAUAGAAGAAAUAGAAGAAAUAGAAGAAGUAGAAGAAAUAGAAGAAGUAGAAGAAAUAGAAGGAAAAGAAGAAACAGAAGGAGAUGAAACAAAAAAAGGAAUAGAGAAAAAAGAGGAAAAAGAGGAAAAAAAUGACAAAGAAAAGGAUCGUAAAUCACCUGAGGGUGAGACAAGCAGUAGCAGUAGCACUGUGGAAACUGGAGAGACAGAGGAGACUGCUCAGAAAGAGACCAUCGUUCAGCAGGAGAAGGAAAGCACUGACAAUCACACUGUGAACAAUUCUUCAGAGAACACUGAUGACCAAAAAACUGGAGAAACUGUGGGGAGAAAAAAGUUUUCCCUAUUUAAGCGAAAGCCACUGACAAGCCAGAAGAAUGUAUGUAGCAGAAAGGAAGACAGCUCUGAAAAGCCAUUGCAGAGUGAAGAAAAGGAAAAGGAAGAUUUAACUGAUGAAGGCAGUAAGGAUGAAAAUCAAAAUCAUACACUGGAGAAUUCCAGUGAAACUGUGACUAACCAGGACAGAAGGAUGAAAGUGAAUACCUGCAUGUUGCUGUAACACUGUUAUAAUAUAUGGGAAUGUGACAGUCUUAAAGCAUACAGUGCAAUUUUUACUUGAAAACAGUUAUGACACAAGAUGUUGAUGGCUGCUUUUUUUUGAUUGAUUGGAUUGCUGUAAUUUUAAAUAGGCAGAUGAUUUUCUUGGUAUUUAUUGGUAAUUUUAAUAGUUCAAAAUUAUAUACUUAUCAGCACCUUGCUGGAGUCCUGUGGCCUUACCUGUUGAUGUUCUAAAGCAAAGUAUGGGGGUUUUUUAUGUGAAAAGUUGAAUACAGGCAGUUUUGGUUUUUGCUCAAUAAUUUUAUUCUGUUUCAGCCUACAGAGUAUCACUUUCAGCAUGACACUCUUGCAGAAUUAUAAUAUGUGAUAUAUUACUUGGUUUAACAACUUAGUUAAGAAUAUUUAAGGCACUCAGAAAUAUACAUGUUUCUUUCUGUUUUGACAUAGAAAAAACAGCAGUAAAACUUUCAAGUUGUACGCAUUCUGGAAGAAGUUACUUGAGUAUGUGGCUAAUUUCACACAUGGCAGCAGUCCCAGUGGAAACAGCGUAAGGAUGGAAGUAUCCUGCCAAACUGGGACAGGGAGAGAGCUUUUAUUUCUGAGGUGCUGAAAACCUUUGCUCCUGCUGAAUUUGGCAUAAACUGAUGGGCCUCCCUCCUACUGAAUCAGGCCCAGUGAAAACUGGACACCCUCACUCUUGUUUCCCUUGGAUUCUAAUCCUGUGUUCCCUGAACAUCCACAUCUUAAUGAGUCUCCAGUGAAGCUUUUCUCACAGGAAAAUAAUGCAACCAGAGGUGCUGUGGCAUCAGUAUGACAGACUGAUCAUCAUGGAGUAAAUAUUCAUGUUUUUCUCAGGCAGACUGGCUUUUCUUCAGAUGGACACUUCGCAGGAGGAGCCAAAAAUCAGUACAAAUAAAAACUGCUUAACACCACUGUAGCAUUAAGAAGCAGGAAUUCUUUAUUCAGCCAGAAGCUCAAGGGGAUAUCUCCUCCAAAAUAUUGUGCAGGCUGAGUACAGAAAAAGCUCCUGUUUAGAUACUUUAUUUUACAUACGUAGUCAUUGAUUUUCCCAGAAUAAACAUACACAUGAUAAAUAAUUUCCCUGAAAUCAUUAACAAAUUUUCUCUCCUAUUUACACAUGUUCUUCUCUUCUAGAAGUCCCUUUGCUGGUCCCUGGCGGUCAGGGACCCCCCAGUGAUCCCCAACCACACAGUGAAGUGGUGAAAGGUGGCACAACUGGGCUGGUUGCUUUCCUGUUCUUCCUUCAAUUUUUCUAGUUUCAGAGUUGCUUACAUUUUAUAUAAUAGCUCAGAAGUGUCCAGAAUUGAUUUCAUCCUAGGAGUUGGUUCAUCUGCAAGUCCUUAUAAGUAUGGCAGGUGUCCAGAUUCUUUCACAGGGCUUCCUCUGUGCUACCAUAAUCAUCAUACUAAAAACCUGGAUGCUUGGGUCAUCCUUUGGCAGAAUUAAUUAGUAUCCUUUUGUGUCUUUUAUUUUUCUCUGGGCUACUCCUGGGUUCUGCAGUGAACCUUACAUGAGGGUUUUUUUCUCCAUUAUAUUUACAUAUUUUCUUAUUUUUUCUGAAUGCACAUGUGGUUUCUGUUCUACUUGGAUACUGUUGAGAAGAGUGAAGUGGAAAAGGAGACAUAAAGUAAAUGGCACCCUCAUUAAUUUAAAUAAGCUUUAAUUAUUUUUUAAGGGGAAAUCUGUAAGAUUUACUGUAAGAACAAUUUCUUUUUAAAGGUGAACUAAUUUAGUAAGAAGUAUUACUUUAAAAUGGGAAUUACCCUCAAACCUAACACUACAGAAGUUUAUGUAAAGGACUGUGAACUGCUGUGUGUCUGAACAGUUUCAGGGACUGGUACAUUUAUCUUGUCCACACACUUUGCUCAACAAGAAGCAGGAACAUAUGAACCCAUUCCAAUGUCUUUUCUACAUGUCUUCAUUUUUAAUAAAAAAGAUUGAACAAAUAAAACAA
Messenger RNA from Passer domesticus (house sparrow), 11838 nucleotides. RefSeq names its product VID27-like protein. Bases 9160 to 9864 code for a protein of 234 amino acids. The transcript is spliced from 4 exons. The record is from RefSeq and is a predicted model, not a curated record. NCBI's taxonomy places the organism in Eukaryota, Metazoa, Chordata, Aves, Passeriformes, Passeridae.